Echinostoma caproni is the source of this 453-nucleotide messenger RNA. NCBI's taxonomy places the organism in Eukaryota, Metazoa, Platyhelminthes, Trematoda, Plagiorchiida, Echinostomatidae. The record is from the annotation of a GenBank genome assembly.
AUGAUGAAUGCCAGUCAAUUGCAGCUCACCGAACAGACCAAAGAGCUUCUCGCUCUUUGCGAAACGGCGGUGUUUAGUGCUCUCCAAAGUGCUUUAGAUAAAAUUGCUCAUAUUCGUCAACUGGAACAUGAGAUUCGCGUUUCACUUGGACCACGAAGUUUUCGACGAGGUGUUCUGAUGUCUGUGCUGCAAGAAAGUGCCAAAACUAUUCCUCUUUGGGCUGGGAAACCAGGAGAAAAGGCUCCUCCGCUAUGUGGUGCAAUACCUGCUUCACCAGGAACAUUUGUACAACCUGGUGACCUGGUGGCUGCAUUAGUUCCCGAACCUGAUGUUGCGGCCACCGCGGCAUGUAAUCUUUCAGAAGGAUGUAUACUUGCUGAGGUCGUCCAAUACGAUCAGGACAAACGAACUUACCAGGUGGAAGAUGUGGAUGCGGAAGAGGGUAAAGUGUAA